Messenger RNA from Equus caballus (horse), 7060 nucleotides. The record is from RefSeq and is a predicted model, not a curated record. NCBI's taxonomy places the organism in Eukaryota, Metazoa, Chordata, Mammalia, Perissodactyla, Equidae.
AGGAUCAGAACCGGCGAAACCCUGGGCUGCUGAAGCGGCCCUGGCUUCCUGUUUUCUAAUCAUCAUUACUAUUUACUGAAUACAACCAUCUUUAGUCUAGCACUAAUUUAGGCAUUGGCUCUAAUUCUUAUGUCUUUCCUGCAGGUAGGUCUUAUCAUCUCCCAUUUUACAUGUGUUGAAAAUAAGCGCAGAAAGGUGGAAUGAUUUGAUAAGAUUCAUGUAGGUUGUGAGUAACAGAAUAAGAAUUCACAUCAAAUCUCUUAUCUCCAUACACAUGCUUUUUCUACUAGACAGUGUUAUUGAAACGUGAGGAAUAACACUAGUGUUGCAGAGUUGUGAGUAGUGGUGUGAACAAGAGAUGGGUAGUGUUAAUCUGUAAACAGUACUUUUUAGGCUGGGUUUUACCCAGUAUCUGAGCUUUCAGUGGUAUGUUAUUCAGUGUUCUACAGUUGGGCUGCUUUGAGUAUUUCAUUCUGCCAAGAGCUGAAUGUUAAAACACAUCUCACUGCUAAGCCCUCCUCAGGCCUUUGGCGCCCUUGCUGUUAAAGGCAGGUGGUCUGAAGAAAGGCUCCCUCUAGGUUCUUGCACACUAUACACAACACAUAACAGUGCGAGACAACUGUUAGUUCCUUCCUUCCCUUCUCCCCCCACCCUCCAGAAAGCUGGGCCCCAGAUGGAAGAGCUGGAAACGUGUCAACUGUUCUCUGAAGGGCAUUGAGGAAAUACUGUCAAGAGGAAAAAGACAAACGCAACAGCUCGUUAGUCUACUAAUCAGUUGGUCCUGAGAAAAGGGUGCCAGCAAUGCCUGGAUCGCCUGUGGAAGUGAAGAUACAGUCAAGAUCCUCACCUCCCACCAUGCCACCCCUCCCACCAAUAAAUCCCGGAGGACCCAGGCCAGUGUCGUUUACUCCUACAGCAUUAAGCAAUGGCAUCAACCAUUCUCCUCCUACCCUGAAUGGUGCCCCAUCACCACCACAGAGAUUCAGCAAUGGUCCUGCCUCUUCCACGUCAUCUGCACUAACAAAUCAACAAUUGCCAGCCACUUGUGGUGCUCGGCAGCUCAGCAAGUUAAAACGCUUCCUCACCACUCUUCAACAGUUUGGCAAUGACAUCUCACCUGAGAUUGGGGAGAAGGUGCGGACUCUUGUUCUAGCACUGGUGAACUCAACAGUAACAAUUGAAGAAUUCCAUUGCAAGCUCCAAGAGGCUACAAACUUUCCUCUUCGUCCUUUUGUGAUUCCAUUCCUCAAGGCUAACCUGCCACUGCUGCAGCGAGAACUGCUGCACUGCGCUCGGGCUGCUAAGCAGACGCCAUCCCAGUACCUGGCUCAGCAUGAGCACCUUCUGCUCAACACCAGUAUUGCGUCGCCUGCAGACUCUUCUGAGCUGCUCAUGGAAGUGCAUGGAAAUGGGAAAAGGCCCAGUCCAGAGAGGAGGGAAGAGAGCGGGUUUGAAAGAGAGACAAUUGCUCCUGAGCCUCCUGCCAAGAGAGUGUGUACCAUCAGCCCUGCUCCCCGGCACAGUCCUGCCCUCACUGUGCCCCUCAUGAAUCCUGGGGGCCAGUUUCAUCCUACUCCUCCGCCUCUUCAGCACUACACCUUAGAAGAUAUUGCAACUUCCCACCUGUAUCGUGAACCCAAGAUGCUGGAACAUCGAGAAGUUCGUGACAGACACCACAAUCUUAGUCUAAAUGGAGGCUAUCAAGAUGAGUUGGUAGACCACCGUUUGACAGAAAGGGAAUGGGCUGAUGAAUGGAAACAUCUUGAUCAUGCCCUGAAUUGUAUUAUGGAAAUGGUAGAGAAAACAAGGCGCUCCAUGGCGGUUCUGCGGCGCUGUCAGGAAUCUGAUCGUGAAGAACUCAACUACUGGAAAAGACGAUAUAACGAAAACACAGAGAUGAGGAAGACAGGGAGCGAGUUGGUCUCCAGGCAGCACAGUCCUGGGAGUGCAGAUUCUCUCAGCAAUGAUUCUCAGCGGGAAUUCAACAGUAGGCCAACAACAGGAUAUGUACCUGUGGAGUUUUGGAAAAAAACUGAAGAAGCUGUGAAUAAGGUGAAAAUUCAGGCCAUGUCAGAAGUCCAGAAAGCCGUUGCCGAGGCAGAACAAAAAGCCUUUGAAGUGAUUGCAACAGAGAGAGCUCGGAUGGAGCAAACCAUAGCAGAUGUCAAACGGCAGGCUGCAGAGGACGCCUUCCUCGUCAUAAACGAGCAAGAAGAGUCUACGGAGAACUGCUGGAACUGUGGCCGCAAAGCCAGUGAGACCUGCAGUGGCUGCAAUAUCGCACGAUACUGCGGCUCUUUCUGCCAGCAUAAGGACUGGGAGCGGCACCACCGCCUCUGUGGCCAGAACCUGCAUGGCCAGAGUCCCCACAGCCAGAGCCGGCCACUGCUUCCUGGAGUGAGGGGCUCCUCGGCCCGGUCUGCCGACUGCAGUGUGCCGAGCCCGGCCCUGGACAAGACCUCGGCAACCACCUCGCGCUCCUCGACACCUGCCUCUGUGACAGCCAUCGACACCAAUGGACUCUGAGCUGCAGACUUACUUCACCUGAUGACCUUGCAGCACAGCAGAGCACUGCACCGGGGGCUGGCUGUUUGAACCAGUGCAAGUGGCUGUUGGGUCAUCAACAAGCAGUGAAGUGGAGGCAGGAAGAGUGCAAGCCCAGCAAACACUGCUCCACAACCCCUCUGGACACUUGCCCCAGUUUCCCUCUGUGGGAGCUGGUGUGCCAUUCUCUCUGCACACAGGCAGCUGGCUGGAGCUGCCUCCUCCAUGGCUUUCUGGUUUGUUCCUCUCCCAGCUCUUUUCCAGUGUAGACCACCAGCUCCCCUCCCUGCCUCUUGAGGCAGCAGACUGUCGAACGUGUCCAGCCAGGCUGGAGGCAGCUUACUCCAUUGCACUGUCUGCUACUCCGUCGUCCUUCUGCAGCAGAGGCUUGGAGGCUGACAGCAGGCCGAGGGGGAGGCCCUCCUCUGACAGAGUGGCCCUCUCACCCCUGAACAGCUCCUUGAGCCCCAUUUUCACCCUCAGCAGGUGCCACUCAUUGGCCCCAUGGAGACUUAGGCAGGCACAAAGCAGCACUCAGGACUCGCCCACUUGACCCUGCUGUUGAGACUUAAGAUUCUCAGAAACCACAGGAAAGAAGUCACCACUUCAGUGAAAGCACCGUAAUAAUAAAAAAUAAAUAAAACUUCCUCCAGGCAUCACAGAUCAUUUUGGACAAGAUUUUCCAACCUGGCUGGCUACAUUAGUUUGGGACCCAUUUUUUCCUCUCUUCUUUAAGUUUGCUUGUGCAGAAAAUAGUUUCCAGCGCAUGGAUUGGUCUGAGGGAGAAUGAGACUCAAUUGUGGAUAGUCUCUUCUCUCUGAGCAUGUUGGCCAAACUUGUAUCGUCGGAUUAUUGAAUGGAUCAUUUACUGGAAAUGCAGAAGCUUUUACCACCGCUUGGCUGUUGCACAGUCGUCUUGUUCUGUAUCCUUUUAUCUCAGACCACGCAUGUCCAGAUCACUGUGUGGAUCUUCUUCCUGUGGUCUCUGUUUGGCGCCCUGUAAGCUGCAGUUGUCCCAUAGGAUGUGAUGUGGUGUGGCUAGGACUUCCUCACCAGUCAAGGCCUGGUCACUUCUAAGCAGCCCUCUUGGACCUGAAAGAAUUCUUCAAACCUCGUGGUUUCAUGUCUUACAUACUACGUCAGUUUACUGUCGGGCAUACAAUUUCACUUUCCCUUCUCUUGUGUUGUUUGAUACCUGCCCUCUUUGAGCUAAGAGAAGUUUUGUGAAAUGUCAGAACCUUUCUGAGAAAGCCUGACCAAUUUUUCUUCCUGUCUUCAGAGAGUUUUCCAGCAGUUUACCUGGCUCUCCAAACAUGACAUCACUUAUACCCCUUUGAAAAUGUUAAGAACAGCUACACACAUCCUUCCCUGCCAUUCAGGUUUCCUUGGGAGCCCUAGGACCCUGACUCUCCCAGUCUCCACCUCCAAGUCUGCAGCACCCAGUCGCCCCAAGGAACCAGUUGGGGUGAGUUGGUUGGCCCAGCUUUAGAUGGCAACCUUCUGUGCACUGACCAGAGUGAAAUAAAAGCUCCUGGUCCCGGAAAGGUAAAGGGAUCAGCAUAGGUAGCAUUGUCCUUGCAAAUAGGUGUAUCUUACUUUAAGAACUUUAAAUCCCUAAUUUACCUUACCUAAGGAUUUUCUGUCUUACAAAGAAACUCAGUACAAAGCACCUUUAAAUUACCUGGAUUUCCAUGGCAUAAAGUAAAGUAGACCUAGAGAAAGACUAACGGAAUAAUGUUACCUUAUUGUGGAACUCCUUAAACUGCAGUCGCUGGGAGGUGUCCUGACUUUUGAUGAAAUUAGUACCCCGGACAGGACUUGCUUACAUUUCCACAAGAUGUGGGAUGUCCCAUGAAGAGUCGUGGAACCUGUUAAUCAGUUAUAGCAAGAGGGUGUCUCAUGUGUCCACCAGGUCUGUCCUUGGCUCACUGUCUUUUCAUCGGCACUUGAACACCUAGGUGGGUUCUUUAAAUCUUCAGUGGCCACAAGACUAGCCAGAGUAGCACAGAUUUUUCCUCGUUGGAAUAAAGAGCCAAAACCAACAAGAUAUAGUUCGUCAGGGCUCAAUGUCUGUUUUCUACAGCUAACAUUUAGGUUGUGUGUGCAGGUCCUAGCCUACCUUUGUGGGCUGUGGUUCCAGUGACAGCUUAGUUUUCAGAGUUUUUGUAAUGCUAUUGCAUACUGCCUUGCUCAUGUGCUACCCAGAGACCAAGCUGAAAACCUGGGCAGUAUUCCAACUGUAGUUCAGUUCUCAGACCUUUUGCUGUGUUAAUUUUAGUCAGUUACACACAUAGGGCAUCUGUCCAAGACUUCCUGUUUAGAUGUGGAGAAUCCCUUUCUCCAGCUGCCUCCUUUCUGAAAUCCUCCAGCUUUCUGGUUGGGGGCAGGAGGAAGGGGGGUGGCUAGAGGAGCAGGGGUGAGUCCAGGUUUCCACUUGGUAUCCAGUGUCUGCUGGCACUACCCCAACUACCAGUUUAGGGGCGCAGGUUCAGACUUCUCACUUUCUUCUAGUUAGAUUUAAAAUAUCUUAAUAUAAUCAGGCUGCUUAGAGGACCAACUUUUAUAGUUAAUAUUUAGGGGGACAAAAAGUCAAAGAGGACCUCAGAGUGGUGGUACUAAGGGUGUUGUCAGGGCAGUGACAGGCUCUUCCAUGUUAUCGUAGAACCAAAAGCAGAUGUGACACAUGCCUACUCACCUGUCAGAACAAAUCUGGAGGAUGAAGCCAGUGCUCAGCAUCACCCAGUGAGGGACACUGAUGAGUGAUGGAGCAUCACUGUCCUCGGCCCAGUGAGGAGUUGUUGCAGGAAACAGAGAAGAGACCAAAAGUGGCCAAAAUAGGAGUCGUCUCUAAAUGUUCCAAGGGAUACUUGGGGCUGGAUCUUCGUAUCUUCAGUUGUCCUUUGUGUCCCCACUGCUGCACCGUGCCUGACUCCAUCCAGUGGUGAAAACUGACAUGGGAAGAAGUUGGUUAAUUUUCCACCUGCUCAGGAAUAGGCAGCCCACCUUAUAAGGUGAGAUCACUCCACUCAGGAGGGCCCCUGCAGCUCCAGGGGUGGGGCUCUAGCAGAUCUGCUCAGGCACAGUCAUGUGACUGAAGUCACAGAGUGAGUAGAUCUUUUCUUGGACGGUGCUGAGUCAUAUAUGUCUCUCGAUGGAUCUAAGUUUGGAAACAGGACACAUCUACUCAGCACAGUCCAUGUCUGGCAUUGGCUGCAGUGUGCCCUGUGCUGUGUGGACCUCUUUUGCCCAUCCAAGCCGGUGGGUCUACCAAGAGCCCCUUGCUUCUUGGUGUCUAUGUGAGCAUCUUCAGCUUCUAGACAGAAAAUCUAUACUUUACUUUGUAUGGCCUUGUCCCAAAGUCAAAUUGAUCUCCAGUGCUGUCACCUGCUUGCAAAGGGUGUAGGCCUGGUUCUGGUUAGUUCCAGAUGAUAUCUCAGCAAGUGGAUUUGAAGAUUCAACAACACAAUUGCAAUUCUAUGGUAGUGAAUUCUUCGGAAUGAAAGCAUAAAUAAUGACCAGGUGGCCAUUUGUCCUGGAAACUGUAGAAGGGAUUAUGGAUUGAAUAAAUUGUUUAAAGUAGAACACAUCUUAGGGGCUUUUUUCAGAACUAGUUUCCAGGCUCCUGGGUCAGUAGAUCAAGCCAACUUCCUUAGAUUUUUUUUUUUAGCUAUUGCAGAGAACUGGGCAGUGGCAUGUUUGAACCAAAUGUAAGAAAAACCAGAGGAACCUGGACUGUUCCAGCAUGGGCCGGACAGACAGCUGUUGGGGAGGAGUCCUGCCCGGGGUUGGGUGGGGAGCUGGGCGAGCUGCUGAAUAGGGUCCUUCCAACUCUCAGUGUCUGUAGUUCUUGUGAAACCAAAAUGUUGACUGCCUGCCUCUGCCCAUGUGCAUUGACGUGCUCAUUUCCAAAGAUGAUGGUGCAGGUGAGCUUUUCCAUCGUGAGCCAGGAGAAGGUUAGGAGGCCUGAGGGCAGACCUGGCAUCCCGCCUUCCCCUCUACAGCCCCAGAGAUGGCGCUUCCCCUGCAGACCCCACCUGGUCAGGCCCACAGCUGCCCAGUGGACACUCAUUGAUGCUUAUACCAAAUAGGGCAUGUGCGGCUGGCAGGGACAGCCCUGUCCCUGCGCUGGAGUUGGCAGAGAAAAGCAGCAAUAAGCAUUAGGCGAAUGGUUGAAAGUGCUGUUUGGCUAAGAGGCCUUCGGUCCACUUUCAUGGCUUUCCAAGUUCCUGAUGAGGCUGCAAAAGCUCCGUCCUAGAAGAAAGCCAAUAAUGUAAAUAAGUGGAAAACUAAGCCUCCACCCGUGGUUUUUAAAGGUGAAGAUGAAUGAAACCACCCACAGGAUGCAGUACAGUCUGGUUUUUCUGUGCUUUGUCAUUUUACUCUGAUAGGAACUUUUGUUACUUAACUCUGUGCAUAACUUAUUUAAUGUACUGUAUAAAUGAACCAAAACUGUUAAAUAUGUAUUUAGUUUGUUCUACUUAAAGUAGUCAAUAAAAAGGCUAUAUUCCUUUUCUGA